CUGUGUCCCUCAGACACAGCGGAUCACCGAUCCACGGACCAAGCUAAACAUUUCGGCUCGAGGGGACAUGUACAAAGAUCAUCAGAGCACUGAUAAUCAGUGUGCCCUGAUGAUCUGUGUAGCACCAGCAGCGCCACCUGUCAGUGUCCAUCAGUGCCAGCUCUCAGUGCUCAUCCAUGCCACCUGCCAGUGCCCAUCAGUGACACAUCAUUGCCACAUCAAUGCCACAUAUCAGUGCCCAUCUGAGCUGCCUUUCAGUGUCAUCCAUCAGUGCCAGUCAGUGCCAUCUAUCAAUGCCAGUCAGUGCCACCUAUCAGUGCUGCCAAUCAGUGCCACCUAUCAGUGCCAGUCAGUGCCGCCUAUCAGUGUGCAUUAGUUCCGCCUAUCAGUGUGCACCAGUGCCGCUUAUCAGUGCCCGUCAGUG
Messenger RNA from Staurois parvus, 424 nucleotides. NCBI's taxonomy places the organism in Eukaryota, Metazoa, Chordata, Amphibia, Anura, Ranidae. The record is from the annotation of a GenBank genome assembly.